UCCCAUUAAUUAAUUUGAAGGAGAUAGAUCAACAUGAAUUCCAACAACUGGCUUCCAUUUCCACUCUCUCCAUCUAACUCAUCUCUCCAACAAAACCUCAAUUCUUCACAGCCUCAUCAUGAUUUCUCCCUAGGGUUAGUCAACCAACCUGCUGAUAAUCCUUUCCAAAAUCAAGAUUGGAAUAUGAUCCCAUCAUACGGCGGGGACGAAAUACCAAAGGUGGCUGAUUUUCUAGGCGUUAACAACAAGUCCGACAAUGAUCAUUCCACAAAUUUAGUGAUCUACAAUGAAAUACAUGCCAAUCCUGAUGUGGGUUAUCUUUUCCAAAGUAACAUCUUGAUGCCCGUUCAUGAGAGUUCCUUAGGAGCUGCAAAUAGAAAUGCCACUUACGAUCUUCAAGAAAAUGCAAGCAAUUUGCAGUCAUUGACAUUGUCCAUGGGGAGUGGCAAGGACUCGUCAACAAGCGAGAAUGGCGCUAGUACUGAUAACACUAGUAGUGCUAAUAAUGCCAUUGUUAGUGAUGCUACUCCGAAAAGGACUUUGGAUACUUUCGGACAAAGAACAUCAAUUUAUCGAGGAGUUACUAGACAUAGGUGGACAGGAAGGUACGAAGCUCAUCUAUGGGAUAAUAGUUGUAGAAGAGAAGGACAAUCGAGGAAAGGUCGUCAAGUAUAUUUGGGUGGGUAUGACAAAGAGGACAAAGCUGCCAGGUCAUAUGAUCUUGCUGCACUAAAGUACUGGGGGACAUCAACAACUACUAAUUUCCCGAUUAGUAACUAUGAGAAGGAAGUCGAGGAUAUGAAAAACAUGACCAGACAAGAAUUUGUGGCUUCAAUUAGAAGGAAGAGCAGUGGAUUCUCAAGAGGAGCUUCGAUGUAUCGUGGAGUUACAAGGCACCAUCAGCAUGGAAGAUGGCAAGCAAGAAUCGGCAGAGUGGCUGGAAACAAAGAUCUCUAUCUAGGCACUUUCGGUACGGAAGAGGAAGCAGCCGAAGCAUAUGACAUAGCUGCAAUAAAAUUCCGCGGCCUAAAUGCUGUGACAAACUUUGAGAUGAACCGAUAUGAUGUGAAGGCAAUCCUCGAGAGCAACUCACUUCCCAUAGGUGGUGGCGCAGCCAAGCGGUUAAAAGAGGUCCAAGCCAUCGAAACUUCACGUAGGCGUGAGGAGAUGUUGAGCCAAACAAGUUAUAACAACUACACGGGCUCGAGUCCACUUCAAGCCUACCCACUUAACAUUCACCCUUCCACCUCCUUUGAACAAGCCCAAACUCUACUAACCCUACAAAACCACCAAGAAUUAUCCAAUCAAUAUUCAUCCUCUCAAGAAUCACAUUACCAAAAUUACCUUCAAACUCAACUCCAACUCCACCAACAAUCUCCAUAUGGAUCACCUAUUUAUAACGGCUACUUCCAAGGCAUGCAUGGUCUCAUGAACGUGGGUCCCACAUCUUCGUCGGCAAUAAUAGAUAACACUAUUAGUUCUGGUGGGAGUUACAUUAAUACGACCGGGUAUAUGGGCCUUACUGAACUUGGGAUUGGAUCUGGAUCUGGGUCUUCUGGAACAAACCCGGGACAUGAGCAGGAGUUAGCAUUGGUUAAGGUUGACUAUGACAUGUCUUCUGCUACAAAUGGUUAUGGUGGUUGGACGGGCGGAGACUCAGUUCAAGGGUCAAAUGCGGGUUCUUUUACAAUGUGGAAUGAAUAA
Impatiens glandulifera is the source of this 1704-nucleotide messenger RNA. RefSeq names its product AP2-like ethylene-responsive transcription factor PLT2. Lineage: Eukaryota; Viridiplantae; Streptophyta; Magnoliopsida; Ericales; Balsaminaceae. The transcript has 9 exons. The record is from RefSeq and is a predicted model, not a curated record. Gene Ontology annotation, molecular function: DNA binding; DNA-binding transcription factor activity. The coding region runs from base 34 to 1704 and encodes 556 amino acids. Gene Ontology annotation, biological process: regulation of DNA-templated transcription.